AGGAAGCCGGAAGCGGCAGCUGUCCGCAGCACCGACUAGGGGCGGAGAGGUGGAGGUCUGCGCCUCGGUGUUCGUGAACCCCGCGAUGGACCCGGACCGGACCGUCGCGCGGCGGAAGUCAUCGUUGCUGCUGCUGCGGUUGCUGCUGGUGGCGCUGCUGUGGUCGGGGCUGGCUCUGGGCACCUUCUCCUUGGGCAGCAGUCCCCACCGGGUCCUCCACGACCUCCUGUCGGAGGAGCAGUUGCUGAAGGUGGAGGACUUAUCCCUGGCUCUACUGCAGGGCGGAAGGAUGGGGCCACUGUCACUACCCCCAGACUUGCCGGAUCUGGAUCCCGAGUGCCGGGAGCUGCUGCUGGACUUCGCCAACAGCAGCGCAGAGCUGACUGGGUGUCUAGUGCGCGGCGCCCGGCCAGUGCGCCUCUGUCAGACCUGCUAUCCCCUCUUCCAACAGGUCGCCAGCAAGAUGGACAACAUCAGCCGAGCCGUGGGGAAUUCCUCAGAGAGUCAUAGUUGUGCCAGAAGUCUCUUAAUGGCAGAUAGAAUGCAGAUAGUUGUGAUUCUGUCUGAGUUCUUCAAUUCCACAUGGCAGAAGGCAAAUUGUGCAAAUUGUUUAACGAACAAAAGUGAAGAAUUAUCAAAUAGCACAGUAUACUUCCUGAAUCUGUUUAAUCACACCUUGACCUGCUUUGAGAAUAACCUUCAGGGGAGCGCACACAGUCUUCUUCAGUUAAGCAAUUAUUCGGAAGUAUGCAAAAACUGUCGUGACGCAUACAAAACUCUGAGUAGUCUGUACAGUGAAAUGCAAAAAAUGAAUGAACUUGAAAAUAAGGCUGAAUCUGGAACACACUUAUGCAUUGAUGUGGAAGAUGCAAUGAAUAUUACUCGAAAACUUUGGAGUCGAACUUUCAACUGUUCAGUCCCUUGCAGUGACACAGUGCCUGUAAUUGCUGUUUCUGUGUUCAUUCUCUUUCUACCUGUUGUCUUCUACCUUAGUAGUUUUCUUCACUCAGAGCAAAAGAAACGCAAACUCAUUCUACCCAAACGUCUCAAGUCCAGUACCAGCUUUGCAAACAUUCAAGAAAAUUCACACUGAAACCUACAGAAUGGAGAAUUGAUAUCAUAUCCCAUGGAUGAAUGGUGGAAGACACAGCUUGGUCCAAAAGAAGAUAAACCGUGAUUUGACAAGUCAAGUUCUUAAGAAAUGCAAGGACUUCAGAUUUAUUUUUAAAUAAGAAUUUUCAAUUUUUCUUUCCUGUUCCACCCCCUUUUUAAGGGUUUGGGUAUUUUUAAUUUACAGGCAUAGCAAUGUUGUCUAUUUUAAAGUGUAUUUGUUAUAAUAACAAAAGAUGCAAGAACAAUCUUGUUUUAUUUUGUAGGCAUAUUGUUACUAUUUGAGACUUCCAGUAUCUCCUUAGUUAACAUAGUAUCUCUAGUAGCAAAGUUUUUGAGAACUAACAUUUAAAAAUUCAUCAGUUAUAGCAAAGACUUUGAAAAAAAUUUACUUGCUGAAAAGUAGCAAGUCCAAAGAUUAAUUUAAGUUUCUCACCAUUGCAGUAUUAUUGUCACAUAUAUUUAAUAUGUCAUAUAUUACAA
Molecule: messenger RNA, 1593 nt
Organism: Kogia breviceps (pygmy sperm whale)
Lineage: Eukaryota; Metazoa; Chordata; Mammalia; Artiodactyla; Physeteridae
Gene: OSTM1
Product: osteoclastogenesis associated transmembrane protein 1
Biological process (GO): osteoclast differentiation
Cellular component (GO): cytosol
Source: RefSeq, a predicted model, not a curated record